This is a messenger RNA of Lolium rigidum, 1671 nucleotides long. Its product is annotated as adenylate-forming reductase 06235-like. Lineage: Eukaryota; Viridiplantae; Streptophyta; Magnoliopsida; Poales; Poaceae. The coding region runs from base 1 to 1671 and encodes 556 amino acids. The record is from RefSeq and is a predicted model, not a curated record. The transcript has a single exon.
AUGGACGAGCAAGGCCCAGCGGUAAAGCCCAUCGCGAUCAAGUUCUCGAGCUGCCGAGGCGUUGCCUUUGAGAUCAAGCCCUCACCGGCCAGCCCCUUCGCUCUAGACUCCAACGCCGGCCGAUGGGUCUGGUUCCCUCCGCCGUUCAACCGCCAACACACCUCCACGACCUUCCGCUCGGCGCACAGCCGUGCAACGAGCAGCCACUUCUGCGACCUAGACGAGGAAACGGACGAUGAGGACACGGACGACGACGAGUCCGUUGCAGCCGACGAGGACGAGGAGAUGGCCCUUGCAUCCGACGUGCGGAGCUGCCGGAGCAGGAGGUCUCUCACGUCGUCGGCCAAGCCUGUGAGGGCGGCGGCGAAAGGGCACUCUCGGCUCGGCGUCAUACUCCUCGACCAGGGCCUGUUCACCGUGUACAAGCGCCUCUUCGUGCUCUGCGUCGUGCUCAACGCGACGGGGCUCGCUACCGCGGCCACCGGCCACUUCCCUUACGCCAAGCGUCACGCCGCCCUGUUCGCCAUGGGGAACAUACUGGCGCUAACGCUGUGCCGCUCUGAAGCGGUGCUGCGGGGAGUCUUCUGGCUCGCGGUCGCUCUUCUCGGGCGGCCAUGGGUGCCUGUCGUCAUCAAGACAGGCGUCACGGCGAUCCUCCAGUCCGUCGGCGGCGUCCACAGCGGCUGCGGCGUGUCUUCGCUGGCGUGGCUGGUUUACGCGCUCGUGCAGGCGCUCGAGGAUCGCCCCGUGACGCCCCGCGAGAUCGUGGGCGUCGCGUCCGCUAUACUCGCGCUCCUGGCGCUCUCGUGCAUGGCGGCGUUCCCGCUCGUGCGCCACCUCCACCACAACGUGUUCGAGCGCACGCACCGAUUCGCCGGCUGGGCCGCGCUCGUGCUCCUCUGGGCCUUCGUCGUGCUCUCAGCCGGCUACGACCCGACGAACAGAUCAUAUUCUGGUAUCAGCUUUCUCUCCCUCGCUAAGCGCCAGGAGCUAUGGCUCGCGGCCGUCAUCACCUUCUUCACCUUCCUCCCGUGGCUCACCGUGCGCCGUGUACCGGCCACGGUCACCGCGCCGUCUACCCAUGCAUCCAUCAUAACCUUUCAGGGCGGCGUCAAGGCCGGCCUUCUCGGCCGCAUCAGCCGCUCGCCGCUCUCCGAGUGGCACGCCUUCGGCAUCAUCUCCGACGAUGGGGAGGCACAUGCCAUGCUCGCUGGCGCUGUCGGCGACUUCACCCGAGGCCUCGUCUCGGACCCGCCCAGCCACCUGUGGGUGCGUCGAGUCCACUUCGCCGGCCUGCCCUACCUCAUCAGCAUGUACCGGAGAGUAACAAUGGUCGCCACAGGCUCCGGCAUAUGCGUGUUCAUGUCGUUCCUGCUGCAGCCAAGCUCGGCGGAGGUAUCCCUUGUGUGGGUGGCCAAGGAGAUCGACGCCAACUACGGCGAGGGGAUGAGUGCCAUGGUAAUGAGCAACAAGAUCCUUGGAGGGCGUGUGGUCGUGCAUGACACGGCGACCAUGGGGCGGCCGAACGUGGCGGAGCUAGCCGUUGGCGCGGCGCGACGGUGGAACGCGGAGGUGGUGAUAGUGACCAGCAACCCUGAGGGUAGCAGGGACGUCGUGAGCGGGUGCAAGAAGGCCGGCAUCUCGGCGUUUGGUCCUAUCUGGGAUUCUUGA